Messenger RNA from Metarhizium album ARSEF 1941, 3762 nucleotides. RefSeq names its product transcriptional corepressor Cyc8. NCBI's taxonomy places the organism in Eukaryota, Fungi, Ascomycota, Sordariomycetes, Hypocreales, Clavicipitaceae. Gene Ontology annotation, biological process: ribosomal large subunit assembly; translation. The record is from RefSeq and is a predicted model, not a curated record. Gene Ontology annotation, cellular component: cytosolic large ribosomal subunit; ribosome. Gene Ontology annotation, molecular function: protein binding; RNA binding; structural constituent of ribosome. Bases 1 to 3762 code for a protein of 1253 amino acids. The transcript is spliced from 13 exons.
AUGGCCAACCAUCACCCAUCGCCCACAAUGAUGCAGCUGCAGCAGCAACAGCAGCAGCACCAGGCCCCCGUGGCACCGCCUCAGAGCGUCCCCCCGGGUCACUUUGCGCCGUCGCAUCAGAUUGCUGCUAUGAACGAGGCUGUCUGGCUGCAAAUUGGAAGUUUCUCAGAGUUGCUGCGCGUUCCGGACGAGGCCAUGCAUGCCUACGAGCGAGCCCUGCAAGCCAACCCAAACUCAACGGCCGCCAUGAAUGCCAUCGGCAUGCUUCUCAAGGGUCGCGAGGCCUUUGACAAGGCUCUCGAGUUCUUCCGCGCCAUUGUGCAGCUGGAACAGAACAAUGGCGAAGCUUGGGGCAAUUUGGGCCACUGUUACCUUAUGACGGAAAACCUGCAAAAAGCCUAUGACGCCUAUCAGCAAGCCUUGGUCAAUCUUCGGGAUCCAAAGGACCCUAUGCUUUGGUACGGUAUCGGUAUCCUCUAUGACCGCUACGGCAGCUUUGAAUACGCCGAAGAGGCCUUUUCCCAGGUUAUGCAGAUCCAGCCCGAUUUUGAAAAGGCCAAUGAGAUUUACUUUCGCCUUGGUAUCAUAUACAAGCAGCAGUCAAAAUUCAACCAGAGUCUGGAGUGCUUCAAGUACAUUGUCAAUUCGCCUCCCGGUCCUUUGACUCAGGAAGACAUCUGGUUCCAGAUUGGCCAUGUCCAUGAGCAACAGAAAGACUUUGAAAACGCCAAGGCGGCAUAUCUGCGCGUCCUCGAACACUCUCCCAAUCAUGCCAAGGUCCUCCAGCAACUUGGAUGGCUUCACCACCAGCACAGCAGCGCCUAUGAAACCCAAGACCGGGCUAUCCAGUACCUGGAGAAGUCGGUUUCAGCUGAUAAUCAGGAUGCUCAAAGCUGGUACCUCUUGGGUCGUUGCUACAUGGCCCAGCAAAAGUACCCCAAGGCCUACGAGGCUUACCAGCAGGCCGUGUAUCGUGAUGGAAAGAAUCCGACUUUUUGGUGCUCCAUUGGUGUGCUGUAUUACCAGAUCAAUCAGUACCGCGACGCGCUCGACGCGUACUCUCGUGCCAUUCGCCUCAACCCUUAUAUUUCUGAAGUGUGGUAUGAUCUUGGCACUCUGUACGAAUCUUGCAACAACCAAAUCGCCGACGCUCUGGAUGCCUAUCAAAGAGCCGCGGAGCUCGACCCUGGCAAUCCACACAUCAAAGCCCGCUUACAGCUCCUUCGUUCCGGCGGCAGCAACGGCAGCGGGCAGGCUCCCGCACCACAACCGGCCGACGUGCACCCUCAGGCGUACCAAGCCGCCGGUCCGUCUGGCCCAGUAGGGCCGCAAUGGGGUGGUUCGGCACAACAGCCUCCUGCCGGCGGCCCUCCCCCAGCUCCGGCAGGUGCUGGUGAUAACUGGGCUGGCAGACUCUCCAACGUCAACCCACCACCGCAGCCCCCAAAUCCAUACGACAACCGAGGAGAGCCUUUCAGAGGGCCUCCUCCACCGCCUCAGCGCCAGCCCAGUCCCCAGCAGGAACAGCAGAUGCGACAAGCAGGAUACUCUGAGCCUCGAGGUGCUCCUCCUCCCGGUCCAUCUCGUCGCGGGCCCUCGCCCGCACCUGCUGGCCAUCAGUACGGACAGCCUCCUCCACCUCCACCUCCAUCUCAGGGCCCAAACCCGUCAGAUCGACGAGUCACCAAUCCUAACUGGGGAGGCCCUCCCCCGUCAUCGGCGGGUCCUCCAUCAAACAGUGCCAAUGGAGGGAAUGGACCCUCCAACGGUGCCGCUUCUUUCAGGCCGACCAGCAGUCCCCGAGGUGACGUUAGGCCUCAUGACAAUCGAAUGCCAUCUCCCAAGUCGGCUUACCCCCAGCACCCUGCGGCUUCAAGCUAUCCUCAUCAUCCCGAAGGGCCCCCUCCAAGUGCUUCUGAAAAUGGCCCUCCUCCCGGCGCUGGCCCUGAUACUGCUGUCCAGCGUCCUGACGACCGUCCUCCAUCCGUCGGACCCAAGCGCAUGCGUGAGUGGGAAGAAGAGUCUGUUGCCAAGAAACAGGCCAACGAGGAGAAUCGCGCUCGUCUGGAUGACAUGAGACACCGGCGACCCUCAACCCCUCCUCGCGACGCCUACAGACGCAAUUCCAACGAGGCCCGCCGCUCGGACGAACAGCGCCGCCCAGAUGAGCCUAAGAAGGAGGAGUCUCGCUCUCAGAGUGAAAGCUAUCACCCUUCUGAAGCUGCUCACCAUCCCCAGAACCACUCCAUUAGUUCAAACCAGCUACCACCUAUGCAAUCAGGCAACAUGCCUCCCAGCGGUCCUCAAGAUAAGACACAGUCUGGGCCAACUUCCAAGGAGGAACGACCAGCUCCAGAACAAGCUCCGCCCGCUGUUGCCUCCAUCUCUGCGGAAUCAGAGCGAGCCGCGAGAAAGAUGGAUGUCGAUGAAGACUACGACGACAACCCUGAAGAGGACAAGAAGACGGGCAUCCUCUCUAACGGAUCUGGUCCUACGUCAGGAUCUGGCGAUGCCAAGACAACGUCCCCCGCGCGUGCAGGCUUCAUCAACUUCUUUACUGACCCAAACCACACCCAGCCCGCCAAGAUGAGUCACCGCAAGUUCGAGGCUCCACGACACGGCUCUCUGGCUUUCUUGCCCAGGAAGCGUGCUGCCCGUCACCGGGGCAAGGUCAAGUCCUUCCCCAAGGAUGAUCCCAAGAAGCCAGUGCACUUGACGGCCGCCAUGGGCUACAAGGCCGGCAUGACGACAAUCGUCCGUGACCUCGACCGACCCGGCGCGAAAGCCAACAAGAAGGAGGUCGUGGAGGCCGUCACGGUCGUCGAUACACCACCAAUGAUUGUUGUUGGUCUCGUCGGUUACAUCGAAACGCCGCGCGGAUUGCGCUCCCUCACCACCGUGUGGGCUGAGCACCUGUCGGACGAGAUCAAGCGCCGCUUUUACAAGAACUGGUACAAGAGCAAGAAGAAGGCCUUCACCAAGUACGCCAAGAAGCACAGCGAGUCGAGCGGCGCCAGCAUCGCCCGCGAGCUCGAGCGCAUCAAGAAGUACUGCACCGUCGUGCGCGUCCUCGCCCACACCCAGAUCCGCAAGACGCCUCUCAAGCAAAAGAAGGCCCACCUCAUGGAGAUCCAGAUCAACGGCGGCAGCGUCGCCGACAAGGUCUCCUUUGGCCAGGACCUCUUCGAGAAGCCCGUCUCCAUCGACUCCAUCUUUGAGCAGGACGAGAUGAUCGACGUCAUCGCCGUCACCAAGGGCCACGGCUUCAACGGCGUCACCGCCCGCUGGGGCACCAAGAAGCUGCCCCGAAAGACGCACAAGGGUCUGCGUAAGGUCGCGUGUAUCGGCGCCUGGCAUCCCUCCCACGUCCAGUGGACCGUUGCUCGUGCCGGUCAGAUGGGCUACCACCACCGUACCUCUGUAAACCACAAGGUUUACCGCAUCGGCAAGGGCGACGCUGAUGACAGCGCCUCUACCGAGGUCGACGUCACCAAGAAGAAGAUCACUCCCCUCGGUGGUUUCGUCCGCUACGGUGAGGUCAACAAUGACUUUGUCAUGCUCAAGGGCUCCGUUCCCGGUGUCAAGAAGCGUGUCAUGACGCUGCGCAAGUCUAUGUUCACUCACACCUCCCGCCGUGCCCUCGAGAAGAUCAGCCUCAAAUGGAUCGAUACCUCGUCCGAGUUCGGCCACGGCGCAUUCCAGACGCCCGCAGAGAAGAAGCAGUAUCAGGGUACCCUCAAGAAGGAUCUGGCCACGGCAUAA